Molecule: messenger RNA, 738 nt
Organism: Aegilops tauschii subsp. strangulata
Lineage: Eukaryota; Viridiplantae; Streptophyta; Magnoliopsida; Poales; Poaceae
Source: RefSeq, a predicted model, not a curated record
AUGACUCAGCCUGAAUGGCAACUUGCAAUGGCUGAAGAGCUUGCUGCCCUUGAGCGCCCUGGCACAUGGGAUCUGGUUUCUCUUCCUUCCGGUGUUCGUCCCAUCACCUGCAAGUGGGUCUACAAGAACGCCUUUCUCAACGGCGGGUUGCGUGAGGAGGUUUAUAUGCAGCCACCAUCGGGGUACUACGCUCCUGACGGUAUGGCUCGCCUUCGUGACCAGUUCCUCAUGACUGAUCUUGGUCCACUUCGCAAUUUUCUUGGAAUUGAAAUCUCCUUGACCUCUGAUGGAUUCUACAUCUUCCAAGAAAAAUAUAUUCACGAUCUUCUUGCUCGCGCUGCUCUCGGUGAUGAGCGCACUGUCGUGACUCCUAUGGAGCUCAACGUCCAGCUUCGUGCCUCUGAUGGUGAUCCUCUUCCUAAUCCCACUCGCUAUCGUCACCUUGUUGGCAGUCUUGUCUAUCUUACUGUUACGCGUCCUGACAUCUCCUAUCCUGUCCACAUUCUGAGUCAGCUUGUUUCAGCCCCCACCUCUGUCCACUAUAGUCAUCUCCUCCGUGUUCUACGAUAUCUUCGUGGCACGAUCUCUCAGCGCCUUUCCUUUCCCCGCUCCAGCUCUCUUGAGCUCCAGGCCUACUCUGAUGCUACCUGGGCUAGUGAUCCCUCUGAUCGACGCUCGCUAUCUGCUUAUUGUGUCUUUCUUGGUGGCUCUCUUAUUGCCUGGAAGACAAUGAAAUAG